AUGGAUAUUAAGAAGAAUCCACGGUUAACGCUAACGGGGUUUACAGAUUUAUUAAGGAUUCCUCCAUGCCUGGCUACGACGAGAAUCACACGAAGAAUGCUCGCCCGCAGUUCCCUUUUCCGCUUUUUAUCUGAACGCUUGCAAGUUCGUGUCGACCUUCCCUCCCAAGGAUCGGCUAUGGCUUUGAGAGCAAAGGAACGACACAAUACGAAGGAUGAUUAUGACAGUCGCCAAGGGUCUUCGUAUAUCAAGUCUGGAAUCUGGGAAUACUGCGGCGAGACUAACGAAUGUUUAUCAGGAUACCACCGUGAUGCGGGCGAUCUUGUAAUGAGGGAGAACUUACGAGUCCGACAGUGCUUGUAUGGCGAACCCUUCGCCGAAGAUGAAGUAGAUACGGUGAUGCUCCUUGAAGAAACCGUCGACACAAAAUUGAGCAAGACUAGGCUUUCGCCCAGUGUCGGGCCUCACGUCUUCAUUAGGGAUAUCUGUGAUAUAACAGUGAAGAAGGUUGGCGCACCCUUGGAGUUGGAUCGUAGGCGUAUAUACAUCAAUGAAAUAAGUCUUAUCAAGUCUAAUAGCUCUCAGAUAUGGAGGGAGUAUAAUCAGUUCUCAUUGUUCAUCACAGCCCCGCACUUGGGAAUUCUGUCGCUCGCUGAAUUCUCCCCGUGUUCAUGCGUGCAGAAAAAGGCUGGGGAGCACUGA
Molecule: messenger RNA, 702 nt
Organism: Desarmillaria tabescens
Lineage: Eukaryota; Fungi; Basidiomycota; Agaricomycetes; Agaricales; Physalacriaceae
Exons: 12
Coding region: 1-702 (233 amino acids)
Source: RefSeq, a predicted model, not a curated record